AUGUUAUUCAGAGUAGAGCCCAGCAUGGAGUCUUCUUCCCAAUGGGCCUUUGUUUCGUCUGCAGUCGGGGUGAUGACCUGCAGUAAAUUCUGGUACUCGUCCACCUUAUUGAGCAACAGCUCCUUAUCGUCGCCGUCGUCGCUCGCCAACAUCUCUAGGGUGUCCAGCACCUUAGAUCCCAAGUUCAAAUGGAGCGAGGACGUGAAAACCAUGGAUAUAUCGAUCUUCACCAUGGACAAGCUGCGAACAAUGUUUUUGAUCGACACGAGCGAGUGCGGCGACGGAGUCAGCUGGUUCACCACAAUCACCAUUUUGGACGGCUUGUGGCCAAAGUCCAGCGAAUUGAUGGUGCUUUCAUAG
This is a messenger RNA of Ogataea philodendri, 360 nucleotides long. RefSeq lists its product as uncharacterized. The record is from RefSeq and is a predicted model, not a curated record. The coding region runs from base 1 to 360 and encodes 119 amino acids. NCBI's taxonomy places the organism in Eukaryota, Fungi, Ascomycota, Pichiomycetes, Pichiales, Pichiaceae. The transcript has a single exon.